Vigna radiata var. radiata (mung bean) is the source of this 915-nucleotide messenger RNA. RefSeq lists its product as uncharacterized. NCBI's taxonomy places the organism in Eukaryota, Viridiplantae, Streptophyta, Magnoliopsida, Fabales, Fabaceae. The record is from RefSeq and is a predicted model, not a curated record. Bases 1 to 915 code for a protein of 304 amino acids. The transcript has a single exon.
AUGGCUAAACUUACCACGGUUACGUUACUAAUUGCUUUAGCUGCUUCUAACAAUUGGUUCCUACAUCAACUAGAUGUUGAUAAUGCUUUCCUACACGGAGAUCUUAAUGACGAGGUUUACAUGGAGCCACCUCCAGGUCUGAAAAUUCACAAUGAAGGACAAAUUUGCAGGUUAACCAAGUCUUUAUAUGGUUUGAAACAAGCCAGCAGGCAAUGGUUUGAAAAAGUAUCUUCUUUUCUAAUAUCUGCCAAUUAUAUCCAAUCUAAAUCUGAUCACUCAUUGUUCAUUAGAAAAACACCUACAAGCUUUAUUGCUUUACUUGUAUAUAUGGAUGAUAUAGUGUUAACAAAAAACUCUAUGAUGGAAAUCAAUUGCAUAAAGGAACUCCUACACAACAAAUUCCGAAUAAAAAACCUUGGAGAACUCAAAUAUUUCCUAGGAUUGGAAGUGGCCAUAUCUAAAAAGGGUAUCCAUCUAUGUCAAAGGAAGUAUGCUUUGGACAUACUUGAGGAAACUGGAAUGUUAGGAUGUAAGCCUUCUUCUACUCCUUUCCUAAGUGACAUCAGCCCAUUAUACAAAUUCGACAACUAUCUUGAUGAUCCAGGUCCUUACAGAAAGCUAAUAGGGAAGUUACUCUAUCUUACCAAUACUAGACUCGAUUUAUGCUUUUCAAUUAAUCUUCUUAGUCAAUUCAUGCAAUCACCUACUGACUAUCAUUGUCGGGCCAUUAAGCAUAUUCUCAGGUAUAUUAAAUCCAAGCCAUCCGAAGGGCUAUUUUUUGCUACUGACUCCCCUAUGCAACUAAAAGCCUUUAGUGAUUCUGACUGGGCAACAUGUCCCAACACCAGAAGAUCCACAACAGGGCUCUGUAUCUUCCUUGGAUCCUCUCUCAUUUCCUGGAAGUCUAAGAAGUAG